Molecule: messenger RNA, 881 nt
Organism: Zophobas morio
Lineage: Eukaryota; Metazoa; Arthropoda; Insecta; Coleoptera; Tenebrionidae
Exons: 8
Coding region: 228-881 (217 amino acids)
Source: RefSeq, a predicted model, not a curated record
AUGAUUCUUUCCUUCAACUUCUUUUAUACCCCUCUAAUUGGUUUGUUUUUUGGAGGACAAACUGUGCGCUAUCUUCUUGGCAUUUUUCUGUAACAAAGUCCGACUCAUAUCGUUUUGAGGAUAAAUGGCUAUUUAUUGACGUUGCCAGCAAGCAUAACAUACCAGUGAGCCCUGUUUUUUCAAAAAUCCACAGCAUUGUUUGUAAAGAUCGAAAUGAAGAGGGAGGUAUGGGUAUACAAUUUUUUGAUAACGUGACGAAUGGUGGGAAAUGGAUUAUACAAAAAAGGUUGCAUAACAGCAAAUUCAUGUCAAGUCUACUGCCCAAGACGGCGCCUCUUUCCACGUUUCGAGUGGUCACCAUUUCCGAGUAUUCGCUCCCUAACAUUUCUUCUGACGAAGCUGUGAGGCCUAUUUCGUGCGUACUGAGAGCCGGGCAUGCAUACAGCUCCACGGACCACGAAUGCACCAUGUUCAACGUGGACUUAUCCACUGGGAUCUUGGGAUGCGGAAGUAGCAACGCAUCUUGGUAUAAAGUGAACAACUACCAGCACUGCCUGGCUUCUCUUCUGCAGACAACCAAACAGUUGUUCUCUGGAGCUCAGGAGGGCGAGAUACAGACCCAUCCAGACACCGGCCGGCAAAUAGCUGGAGUGCGAGUUGAAAACAUUGCAGACAUCAAGGCGCUCUGUGUUUCUGCUCACAACACACUGCUCAGCGACGUACCCAUUGUGGGCUGGGACGUGGCCGAUACCACGGAGGGGCUCUUUCUGCUGGAAGCCAACUUAAGUUGUAACUUCUUCCACGGCACUUUUGACCAAAACGAGUAUUAUAGUUUUCUAGAAAGACAAAUUAUCUUCCUGGAAAGCCGUGAUAAAGUGUAA